This is a messenger RNA of Naegleria lovaniensis, 714 nucleotides long. RefSeq lists its product as uncharacterized. The record is from RefSeq and is a predicted model, not a curated record. The coding region runs from base 1 to 714 and encodes 237 amino acids. The transcript has a single exon. Lineage: Eukaryota; Heterolobosea; Eutetramitea; Acrasida; Naegleriidae.
AUGAGAACACUCUUUUUUGUUGGUGGUGUGGUUCUCUUACUGAUUCUUUUAGUCUUGCCCAGUUCAACCUUGGCUUCCGAUGUUUUGAAAUUGGCUCCUGUUGGUCCUUCUCCAUCUUCAUUGCUGAAUUCCUGGUCCAUUGGUGAUGCUAAUAAUGCUUUGGUCAAUUGUGAAGUAUUCUUUGAUUUGUGUUGCCCAGAUUGUUCUCAACAUUGGACUGAUGUUUUUAAACCAUUGAUCAAGUAUUAUUUCAAUAAUUCAACUCAAACCAACCCUAAAGUUAGACUCAUGGUUCAUUUGAUGCAAUUACCAAUGCACAUUGCUGGUUAUUAUUCAUCGACUGCAUUUAUCAUUGUCAACAAGUAUUCAAAUUAUAAUGCAGAUAUUGUUUACCGAUUUUUGGAUAGUGUAUUUACCAAUCAAGGUCCAAUUCAAAAUCAAUCACUUCAAAAAUUGAACCAACUUGAAAUAUUUACUGUGAUUUACAAUACUUACGUUCGUCCUUUGAAUUUAUUGUCCUUGACUCAAUUUAUCAAUGAAAUGAGCUCGCAAGAGAAUUUUGUAAAGACUGCCUCAAUGUUCAGGAUGGCUACAUCUAGAUCUGUUUCUGGUACACCAACAUUCUUUGUCAAUUAUGUGCCUGUAUUUAAUGGUUAUCAAUUAACGGCUUCAGACUGGAUUUCUACAUUCAACAACAUUAUUGCCAACAAUUAA